This is a messenger RNA of Drechmeria coniospora, 3420 nucleotides long. RefSeq names its product SNF2-related protein. Lineage: Eukaryota; Fungi; Ascomycota; Sordariomycetes; Hypocreales; Ophiocordycipitaceae. The record is from RefSeq and is a predicted model, not a curated record. The transcript has a single exon. Gene Ontology annotation, molecular function: ATP binding; ATP-dependent chromatin remodeler activity. Bases 1 to 3420 code for a protein of 1139 amino acids.
AUGUCGAAUAAUGGCAGGCAAACUGCAAUCAUAGUGCUCGACGAUGAAAACACUUCCUCAGAUGCCGAAAACAAGACAUCUCUUAAUGGCCCACGGAAAAGAAAAGCUGAUGAGGACGAGGAGGGGGAAGUAGAAGUGGAAGAAAAGGUGCGGUGGACUGACGACUCCGAUUGCCCACCAGUCAAUCCAAAAAAGAAACGGAGGGCAAACCGGAAAUCGGCGGUCAAGAAAGGUGAAACGUCCGAUGCCCAUGGAGACCGGAGCAAGGAAACGAGAAAUGAAGACGACGAAUUGAAGGAAGCUGGUAUUCCGGACUAUCUCCAGGAUCGCCGGCGCGCGUUUAACGCCAAGAAGCAGCAGAAUCACGACGCCGCCCUCAUGUUCCCCCCCGACUACACGGACAUUGAAUUGGACGAUGCCGGACAGCUGGGAAGGCCUUUGGAGGAGAGACCGCAGUUUGAUGCCGCCAGCGGUGUUAAGCCAUCGAGACCCUACAAAGACAUUGAGCUUCCCCACUCUGGCGGUCUCAUUCCCGCUGCCGUCGCCCAGUACCUGCGAGACUACCAAGUGGUCGGCGUUGAGUUCCUCCACCGCAAAUUUGUCUUGCAGCAAGGCGGGAUCCUGGGAGACGACAUGGGCUUGGGCAAGACCGUCCAGGUUGCCGCUUUCCUCGCCGCCGCAUUCGGCAAAACGGCGGACGAGCGUGACGGCCGUCGCAUGCGAGAGAUGCGAUAUUGCCCCGGCCGCUGGUAUCCACGGAUACUUCUCAUCUGUCCCGGCUCUCUCAUCAUGAACUGGAUCAACGAAAUGAACCGAUGGGGAUGGUGGCAUAUCGAUGUCUGCCAUGGUGCCAACAAGGAGGACGUCAUCAACACGGCCCGCUCUGGUCUUCUCGAAAUCAUGAUCACGACGUACGAUACCUACAAGAGCUGCCGCAGUUCCAUCAACAUAGUGCAGUGGGAUGCAGUCAUCUGCGACGAGUGCCACCGCGUCAAGGACAGGUAUUCCGAGACGACCAAGGCACUCGCCGAAGUGAAUGCGCUCUGCCGAAUAGGCCUCACCGGAACGGCCAUUCAGAACAAGUACGAGGAGCUCUGGACCAUUCUUGAUUGGACGAACCCGGGCCGGUUUGGAACGCAGGCAGAGUGGUGGCACAGCAUCACCAGGCCCUUGACCGUUGGCCAGUCCCAUAGUGCGACGGUGGCCCAGCUCAGCCUCGCCAGACAGACGGCCAAGAGACUCGUCCAAAACCUACUCCCCCGAUUUUUCCUGAGGCGAAUGAAAACGUUGAUUGCCCAUCAACUGCCAAAGAAAACCGACAGGGUCGUCUUCUGCCCCCUCACCGAUGUUCAGAGGGAAGCGUAUGAGAACUUUCUCGCGAGCCCAGCGCUUGAGCUUCUGCGGACGGUCUCGGACAUGUGCAACCACGGCAGGAAGAAGGGCUGGUGCUGCAUGAAAGAGGUUCCGGAGGGUGGCAGAUGGCAGAACAUUGUCUUUCCGAGCAUCAUUACCCUGCAGAAGCUCGCGAACCAUCUUACAUUGUUGAUUCCAUCCACGACCGACCUAGAGCCCAGGCACGAGUCGGAGCUCCGGACUCUGCAGACGUGCAUGCCGACUAGGUGGAAAACGCUCUAUGAGAAUAGGGAUCAGAUUAGGAACCUCGUCAAUCCCGACUUCUGCGGAAAGUGGAUGAUUCUCAAGAAGCUUCUCAGGUUUUGGCACAGCGGCGGGGACAAAGUCCUCAUCUUCUCUCAUAGCGUGCGCUUGCUACGCAUCUUGCAGCAUCUAUUCGCCAACACGAGCUACAACGUGAGUUUCCUGGAUGGAUCGCUCAGCUACGAGGCCCGGCAAGACGUCGUCGACACCUUCAACUCGGACCCGUCCCAGUUUGUCUUUCUCAUCUCGACCAAGGCCGGCGGCGUCGGUCUCAACAUCACGGCUGCAAACAAGGUCGUCAUCAUAGACCCGCAUUGGAACCCGUCCUACGACCUACAGGCUCAAGAUCGUGCGUACCGGAUUGGCCAGACGCGAGAUGUUGAAGUCUUUCGGCUCAUUUCUCUCGGCACGGUCGAGGAGAUUGUGUACGCACGACAGAUCUACAAGCAGCAGCAAGCAAACAUCGGCUACACCGCCUCAUCCGAGCGCCGAUACUUUAAAGGCGUCCAACAGGACACCGAAAGGAAGGGAGAAAUAUUUGGUCUCGCCAACAUCUUCACCUAUCAUCCCGACAGCGGCUUGCUUCGAGACAUUGUGAACAAGACCAACAUUGCCGAGACCAAGGCAGGAGUACAUCUAGUGGACGUGGACAUGGAGAAGGUGGCCGAGGAUGAGGAGAACCUGAGCUUGCCCAAGAGGGAAGAGGCCGAUGACGAAGAUGGAGGAUUGGGUCAACUAGCCGAACUGUUGAAGGCGCAGAACCAAGAGAAGCUGCUGGAGUCCCAGAAGUCGGCUACACCGAAGACGGACGCCAUCCAGGCGAUUCUCACCUCCGUCGGUGUGGAGUACACGCACGACAACUCGGAGGUCAUCGGCACGUCCAAAGUCGAGGAACAGCUUUCUCGCCAGGCGGCCAUGGCUUCCUACGCAGAUGGUGACAUCGGAGGACAGAACACGCUCUUUGCCGAUACGGACGAGGAGGACGAGAGCGACAGGCUGCACAGAUUAUACCGCCCGCCCGAGGGUGUUUGCCUUCGGCAGUUUUGCCAAAUGGCUGACGAGUUUGGAUUUGAUAGCGUGACGCAGUUCGCGCUUGUCGUGGAGAAUUGGUCGCAAGAGGCGAGAAGGAACUGCCUCGAUACAUUUUACCGGAGGCGAAAAGCGAUCGUUGCCAAGGCUGCCCGUACGGAACAAGAUGGCGAUAUGGCAACCAGAGAUAUGGGCGGAGUGGCAGGCGAUAUCAAACAGGGGACGCUACCCUCGCCGCCUGGUACUAGGGGGAGCGUCCGUUGCGAAGAUGGGAGGCAAGGGCAUGAUAAGCAGGAAGGUAUCAAGCGUGAGGAUUUCAAGAGGAAAGACCUGCCGCUCGAUUACGUCAAGAGGGAAGGCAUCAAGCUCGAGGGCAUCGAUAGAAAGAUCAAGCCCGAAAAUGCCACGAGACGACGCAUCAAGGAUGAGGAGGUGGAUGGACCUCCGAAAGGAGAGCAUUUCACUCGAGACGGCAUGAAAGCCGAGAAUAUCGACAAGGAGGAGGGCAUUGAAAGCGUGGGUAUUCUACGAGAGAUCAAGCGUGAAGACAUCAAGAAUCCGAAAGCUGAAGAUGACAUGGCGGGCCUGAAAAUGGAAUAUGACAAGAGCCUGCCAGUUCUGGCCCAACACAAGAGUCCCAAUGUGGACGUGAAAGGGGUCAUCGGAGCUGGAGCUGGCACGUCCAGCAAGACGUCAAUUUUUCUUCCUGAUGACGACGAGGACGACGAACUUUGA